Molecule: messenger RNA, 829 nt
Organism: Chenopodium quinoa (quinoa)
Lineage: Eukaryota; Viridiplantae; Streptophyta; Magnoliopsida; Caryophyllales; Amaranthaceae
Product: ubiquitin-60S ribosomal protein L40-like
Exons: 5
Coding region: 120-506 (128 amino acids)
Biological process (GO): modification-dependent protein catabolic process; protein ubiquitination; translation
Cellular component (GO): ribosome; nucleus; cytoplasm
Molecular function (GO): protein tag activity; structural constituent of ribosome; ubiquitin protein ligase binding
Source: RefSeq, a predicted model, not a curated record
CUAUAAAACCCAUACUCACUCCUCAGAAACAAUUUAUCGCCUUCCUCCACUUCUCAUAAUUUCGCAAGAAAAAAAGUAAAGAGAGAAUUCUAAACGAGAGGGUAGGAAGGUCAUUCAAGAUGCAGAUCUUUGUGAAAACUCUUACUGGGAAAACCAUCACCCUUGAAGUUGAAUCAAGCGAUACUAUUGACAAUGUCAAAACUAAGAUUCAAGACAAGGAAGGCAUUCCACCAGACCAGCAGAGGCUGAUCUUUGCUGGAAAGCAGCUUGAAGAUGGCCGCACUCUUGCUGACUACAACAUUCAAAAGGAGUCUACCCUUCAUCUGGUCCUGAGGCUCCGUGGUGGAAUUAUUGAGCCUUCUCUGAUGGCCCUGGCUAGGAAAUUCAACCAGGACAAGAUGAUUUGCCGCAAGUGCUAUGCUCGCCUGCAUCCUCGUGCUGUUAACUGCAGGAAGAAGAAAUGUGGCCACAGCAACCAGUUGAGGCCAAAGAAGAAGAUCAAGUAGAGCGACCAGUUGUUUGCAGCUAAUGUUUGGACAGCGGUUUCUAUGGUGUUGGUGUUCGGACUAAGCUGUUUAACUAUGGCUCGUAGGGGUUUACUCAAAUUAGUUCUAAAACAUUGGCUCUUUUAGUUCUACUAGUAGUAUUACGAUUUUUAUAUUCUUAAAUAAGGCGUACAUCACCCUUAGUAGUCUUAUUUGUCCAGAUAUUUUUGUUGCCUUUGGUUUUUGAAUAUUUACAUUAGUAAGACAAUAUGCGUUUAUUUAUCCGUUAUUUUAUUAUUGCUCAGUAAUUUUCUUAAUGUCAAUGAAAUAGAAAUGGUUCUAUA